AUGGACGUUCAGCAGGUCAACUCGAGGUCCAUCCACGAGGAGCCAGACACGGUGUACCAAGUCGAGGCCGAUGCUGCUGCCUCCGAAAAGUACCCCACCGCUGCUGAUGCCCAACAUGGUGCGGACGGAGGGCAGGUCGAGCGACAGGCGACGGCCCUCUCGAGCGCCUCGUACGAGGAAAUGUAUCCGGAAGGCGGCUGGGCGGCAUGGCUUGUCGUGCUGGGCGCCUUCUUUGCGCUCUUCUCGGCCAUGGGCCUCAUGAACAGCAUCGCCAUCUUCCAGGCCUACACGCUGGACAACCAGCUCAAGGGCUACAGCGAAGGCACCGUCGGCUGGAUCUUUUCCAUUUACACGUUUCUGGCCUUUUUCGGCGGCGUCUAUUUCGGGCCCAUCUUUGACAAGUACGGUCCCAGAUGGCUCACGAUUAGCGGCGCCGCCUGUGUAACGGGCGCCAUGGUUGGCAUGAGCUUCUGCACCGAGCUCUGGCACUUCAUCCUCUCGUUUGGAAUACUCGGCGGCCUCGGCACGUCACUCAUCUUCACGCCGUGCAUCGCCGCCGUCGGACACUGGUUCAAGGCCCGCCGGGGAUUCGCCACGGGCAUCGCCACGUGCGCCGGCGGACUCGGCGGUAUCAUCUUCCCCCUGAUGCUGACGGACCUGUUUACGCGCAUCGGAUACGGCUGGGCCACGCGCGUCGUGGCUCUCAUCUGCCUCGUGUGCAGCUGUAUUGGUGUCUGCCUCGUGCGCUCGCGGCUGCCGCCUGCGCAAAACGCGACGGCGCACCCGGACCCGCGCAUCUUUUGCCAGACGCCGUUUACGCUGGCCACGAUUGGCAUCUUUUUGCUCGAGUUUUCCCUCUUUAUCCCCCUCGCCUUUAUCUCGACGUAUGCCAUCCACAUGGGCUUCAGCCAUGAGUUUGCGUACCACCUCAUUCCCAUUAUGAACGCCGGCUCCGUCGUCGGUCGCUCCCUGCCCGGGUACUACUCGGACGUCAUUGGCGCCUUCAACACGUGCCUGCUGUCGGUCGCCCUCUCGCUCGCCGCGUGUCUGUGCGUCUGGCUGCCGCUCGGCCAUACCAGCGCGGGCGUCAUUAUCUUUGCGGUGCUCUUUGGCUUCGCCAGCGGCACCAGCAUCGCCAUUGCGCCCGUCUGCAUCGGCCGCAUGUGCAAGACGCAAGAAUACGGCCGCUACUAUGCCACCACGUACACGGUUGUCUCUUUUGCCUGCCUGAUUGGCAUCCCUAUUGGUGGGAGCAUUGUCCAGGCCAACGGUGGCCAGUAUAAUCAGCUCAUCAUCUUUACCGGCUGCAUCUACGUCGGCUCUGCCGCGUUCCUUGUCUGGGCCAAGGCGGCCAAGCUCGGCUGGCAGCACUGGCUCGCCGCGUACUAA
Beauveria bassiana ARSEF 2860 is the source of this 1389-nucleotide messenger RNA. Its product is annotated as major facilitator superfamily transporter. The record is from RefSeq and is a predicted model, not a curated record. The transcript has 2 exons. Gene Ontology annotation, molecular function: transmembrane transporter activity. The coding region runs from base 1 to 1389 and encodes 462 amino acids. Lineage: Eukaryota; Fungi; Ascomycota; Sordariomycetes; Hypocreales; Cordycipitaceae. Gene Ontology annotation, biological process: transmembrane transport. Gene Ontology annotation, cellular component: fungal-type vacuole membrane.